Musca vetustissima is the source of this 350-nucleotide messenger RNA. RefSeq names its product larval cuticle protein 65Ab1-like. Gene Ontology annotation, molecular function: structural constituent of chitin-based larval cuticle. The record is from RefSeq and is a predicted model, not a curated record. The transcript has 4 exons. NCBI's taxonomy places the organism in Eukaryota, Metazoa, Arthropoda, Insecta, Diptera, Muscidae. Bases 10 to 348 code for a protein of 112 amino acids. Gene Ontology annotation, cellular component: chitin-based extracellular matrix.
UCAUCCAAAAUGAAAUAUCUAAUUGUCCUGGCUGCAUUAUGUGCCCUGGCCUUGGCCGCCCCAACAUCCGAUCACGAGCAUCAUGCUGAAAUUGUUAAAUUGGAUUCUAGUGUUGAUCAUGAUGGCUAUCAUUUUGAAGCUGAGACCAGUGACGGCACCUCCUUCCAAGAAGAAGGUAAACUUAAGGACUUCCCCGGCAAUGAACAUGAGCAUGAAGACCAUAAAGCCAUUGUUGUCCACGGCAGUUAUUCGUGGAAGGAUGAGCAUGACGGCAAAGUUUACACCGUUGAAUAUGUUGCCGAUGAGAAGGGUUUCCAACCCAAGGGUGAACAUAUCAAAUUGAAUUGAUC